Messenger RNA from Caenorhabditis elegans, 2011 nucleotides. RefSeq names its product Dual specificity protein phosphatase lip-1 (gene lip-1). NCBI's taxonomy places the organism in Eukaryota, Metazoa, Nematoda, Chromadorea, Rhabditida, Rhabditidae. The record is from RefSeq and is marked reviewed. Gene Ontology annotation, cellular component: plasma membrane. The coding region runs from base 7 to 1152 and encodes 381 amino acids. The transcript is spliced from 9 exons. Gene Ontology annotation, molecular function: protein tyrosine phosphatase activity; protein serine/threonine phosphatase activity; MAP kinase tyrosine/serine/threonine phosphatase activity.
UUUCAGAUGACAACUCACCUACCGAGCACAUCUCAAAAUGGCGAAGAGAUAUCUGCUGAGCAAUUCAACAGGAUAUUUCACGAACGCAACGUCAUCGUUCUGGAUUGUCGAUCAAAUGGUGAUUCAGUGAAACGAGCCAAUCGAUUCUUUUGCAGUCUUCGAUUACCGGCUCUCCUUCAACGCCGUUUAAUGGGCGGUUCAAUGCGACUUUCAACAGUACCUGAUCUGAAGGAUCUGAAUAAUUCUCCUGAUCAAUGUCCCGAAGUUCUUCUCAUCCCCGGCGACAGUGAACAAGACGAGCAGCUCUCGGCAGCUUUAGCUCGAAAUCUGAAAUCCAACCACUAUCGUCAUUUUGUGCUCGGCGAGCCUGUCAAGACACUUCUCUCCCAGUUUCCGACCCUUCGUGAUGCAGCCGACGAAAAUUGGAACACCACGUUUCAAAUGAACUCGAUGCCGGGUCAAGCAAGUGGGCAACAAGCAUCAAGUGGACCGCUUCUUAACUUAAACCAACUCCGAUUGGAAGGUGAAGAUCAAGGCGGAAAACAACGUGCAGAGUUUCCUGUAAAGUUAACCAAUUUCUUGUAUCUUGGAAACGCGGAGACCGCUAAAAAUCGAGAUGUUCUUAAAAAAUAUUCUAUCUCACAUGUAAUAAAUGUCACAUCAAAUUUGCCAAACACGUUCGAAGAAGACCCAAAUAUGCGAUAUUUAAGAAUAUCGGCCGAUGAUAACGCUUCACAUAAUCUAACAAAAUUCUUCCCUGAAGCCAUAUCCUUCAUUGAUGAUGCGCGACGCAACGAUUCAGCAUGUCUUGUGCAUUGUCUGGCUGGAAUUUCCAGAAGCGUUACAAUAUGUCUGGCGUAUCUCAUGAAGACUGAAAUGUGUACUCUUGAUUCUGCCUACGAAUGGGUUCAAAAGAGAAAUGCAAGCAUUGCUCCAAAUUUUCAUUUUAUGGGACAACUCACAGACUACGAGAAGAUGUUGGGAUUGAAUAGCAAUCGAGUCGGGACAUAUCCUUCCUCGGCUCCUCGUUCUCCAUCUUGUGCCAUCGAAGCAGCAGCAGUAUCACAAGUUGGAGGCCUUCUAACUCCACCACCAACAAGCUGUUCGGCGUCACCUCAAUCGAGUAAUCACUCGGCAAAGUCAUUUCACUAGAAGAAUUCACCCCUUCUUAUAAUUUUUCAUCAUAUUUUUUCAUCCAUUUUUAUCGUCCUCAUGCAGCUAGAUGUACAAAUAAUACAACUCUACUACCUGUUAUGUUUCCUAGUUGUCAUACCAUUGUGAUAUUCUUUCUUUUUGGUAGAUCCACUUCCUGUCCCAUGACUGUCCUUUUUUAUGUCUCGACGUUCUUUUCUCUUGUGAAAUGACCCUACCAUGAUGCCUGUUUUACCAAAUCAAUAAUUUUAAACCACCACCACCACAACGACACGUGUCUCUUUCCCUUUUCAUUACCGUAUAGUUCAUUUCCCCCACUACGACACUUUCCAUACAAUCUCUGUACCUUAUUUUUCUCUCAUUUGUCAGACUUUCAAAAUUGAGUUUUCUCUUUUUCCCAUCAUCUCCCCUAAAACCACUUUCCCGAGAAAAUCCGCAACAUUGUUAUUGCCAUGACCUUACUUUUCCCUCCCAAUUCUCAAUCAGCACCACCAUUUCCUGCUAUCACACUUUCUCCCCAUUCACUGAUUUCAGCCUCGUCUAAUUCACCUAAAUUUUCAUAAUUGUUCUCGAUUUUAUCUUUUUCUUCUCUCAUUCAAAUCACCGACUCUGAACUUUUUAGUGAACGCCGAGUCUUUGAUUCCCCCCCCCCCCCCCCCAAUUUAGUUGAAACAUCUAUAUAUACGCAUACAAAAAUGAAAAAAUUCCUACAAAAUCAUAUUUAGUUUUGUAUGGUCAAUGAUUUCAUCUUCCAUUGUCGUCGCCGCGUGAAAUUUGGAGUUUGUUAUGACAAUUGCUUCAGAAGUUUGUCCAAAAUUGUUCAAAAAUAAAAUUGAAACAGCUGAAGCUUAAAAUUAUG